Messenger RNA from Maylandia zebra (zebra mbuna), 14037 nucleotides. RefSeq names its product low density lipoprotein receptor-related protein 2b (gene lrp2b). The record is from RefSeq and is a predicted model, not a curated record. NCBI's taxonomy places the organism in Eukaryota, Metazoa, Chordata, Actinopteri, Cichliformes, Cichlidae. Gene Ontology annotation, cellular component: signaling receptor complex; apical plasma membrane; plasma membrane. Gene Ontology annotation, molecular function: calcium ion binding; hormone binding; protein binding. Gene Ontology annotation, biological process: receptor-mediated endocytosis.
AUGGACCUUAAAGGUCUUCAUCUUCUAAUUCUUUUGCUGCUGUUCCAGGGAUUUAAACUUGUUCAAGGAAGUUGUGGAAGUGAUCAGUUUCAGUGCAACAAUGGACAAUGCAUCGACAUAGGCUGGAGGUGUGACGGAACGAAAGACUGCACAGAUGAUUCAGAUGAGCUGAACUGUCCACCUCCGUCGUGCACCUCACAGGAAUUUAAAUGUGUGACAAGCGGUGAAUGCAUCCCAUCAGGAUUUGUCUGCGAUGGGGAGGAGGACUGCAUCGACGGCUCAGAUGAGCAAAGAACCUGUGGUGGACGGACCUGCAGCCCAAACCAGUUCACCUGUCGGGAGGGCCAGUGUAUCCCCAGCAAGUACAGAUGUGACCACGUAAAGGACUGCGUGGACAACUCUGAUGAGAAUAACUGCAACUAUCCACAAUGCACUGAGAAAACCUGUGCCAACGGGGCCUGUUACAACAACUCACAGCACUGCAAUGGACGAGAAGACUGCAGAGACGGCUCUGAUGAAUUCAACUGUACAACUCAGCAUUGCCCCAUCCACCAGUUCCAAUGUGCAAAUGGCUUCUGUAUCCCGAUGUCAUUUGUGUGUGACCACUGGGAUGACUGUGGGGAUGACAGUGAUGAGCAAAACUGUGAUUACCAGAGCUGCAGUGGCAACCAGUUCACUUGCGCCAGUGGCCGUUGCAUUCCUCAGCAGUGGGUGUGUGACAAGUUCAACGACUGUGGGGACUACAGUGAUGAGAGAGGAUGUGAUAGUAACUCCCGAGACUGUUACCCCGGUGAGUGGGGAUGCCCAGGCUCGACCAUGUGCAUACCAGUGGGAAACGUGUGUGAUGACAAGCCUGACUGUCCUGGAGGCACAGAUGAGACCAACACCACUGCACAGCAAACCUGCGGCCUGGAAAGGUGCUCAGCCUUGAGCUGUGAGUUCUACUGCCACCCAUCUCCUCAGGGUGGUGCAUGCUACUGCCCUGAUGGCUUCAUUGUAGCCAAUGACAGUCGGUCGUGUGUAGACUACAAUGACUGUCAGAUCUGGGGCAUCUGUGACCAGCUGUGUGAGGAUCGUCCUGGCACACACCACUGCAGCUGUGCUGAUGGAUACGUCUUGGAGCAAGGUCAUGUUUGCAGAGCAAAUGUGUCAGCUGGGCUGCCACAGCUAAUUUUCACCAAUGGGGGUGAUGUGAUGAUAGCUGAUCUGCACGGGCGCAUUGUCAGGAUUCUGGUGCCAUCCCAGGGAAAAGGUUUAGCAGUGGCAGUCGCCUACAGCUGGCACAAUGACAAAGUCUUCUGGAGUGAUACUUAUACCAAAAAAGUUUAUUCCGCCAACUAUUACGGAGGCGACAUUAAGGCAAUUCUGAAUAAUUCGGUUCACAGCGUCCAGAAUAUUGCAGUUGAUUGGAUCAACCUCAAACUUUAUGUACUGGAGGCCAGGGUGGAGCGCAUUGAUGUGUGUGACUUUGAUGGAGGAAAUCGAGUGACGCUGGUGGCUGAAAACCUGCGGACUCCUCAUGGCCUCGCCCUGGACCCAACAGUAGGCUACAUGUUCUUCACAGACAUGGGUGGUAACAAUGUGCAGUCUAAGCUCGAACGUGCCUUCAUGGAUGGCAGCAAUCGUUUCGAGCUGGUAAAGAGCAGGCUCGGCACGCCAACAGGAAUUACCCUUGAUAUCAUCACCCAGAGGGUCUACUGGUCUGACAGCCACUUUGACACAGUGGAGACUGUCACGUACAGUGGUUUGGACAGAAAAUUAGUCCUCAAUGGUGGAACACAGUCGCCACAUCCUUUUGGAAUUGCUUUAUUUGAAAACCACGUAUUCUUCACUGACUGGAGCAAGAUGGGUGUGAUCAGAUCAAAUCGCUUCAAUGGCAGCAACCCAACCCUCCUCUAUCGUGCCGCGAACCGGCCAGGCCAUGUUGUCGUCUCCCACCCUCUCAUGCAGCCUCUGGUGAAGAACCCUUGUGGGAGAAACAAUGGUGGCUGUGAGCAAAUUUGUGUCUUAAGUCACCGCACUGACAAUGAUGGUUUGGGCUUCCGCUGUAAGUGUCGCCAUGGCUAUGACCUCCAUUCGGACCUUCGGUCCUGCUUCAAGGUGAAGGACUACUUGCUGGUGGCCUCCUCACUGGCGGUGCGGGGAAUCCCACUGAAUCUGUCCACGCAGGAGGACAUCACUCUGCCCCUCACAGGCCUCGGGGCGUCUUUUUCUGGCUCUGCAAUGGAGUUUGACGGCAAUGAGGGGACUGUUUUCUACAACGACAGGUCCAAAGGCCUCAUCUAUAAGUCGAACCUCAAUGGCAGUGUUCAGCAGAUUUUGACAGGCUACAGAGUGGGGAUAGUUGAUGCCAUGGCAUAUGACUGGACCUCAAAAGUUUUGUUUUGGACCACAAGCACCUACAGCUCAGUGGUAGCCUUCAGAGUCACAGACAAGUCCAGACGAGACAUUGUGACGGGAUUAGGGAACCCAAAGGGAAUUGCAGUGCAUCCUAGUGCUGGCUACUUGUUCUGGUCUGACUGGUAUCGUCCAGCAGUAAUAAUGAGAGGCUUCACUGAUGGCAGCAAUGCUGUCCCUCUUGUCAACACAACACUGGGAUGGCCAUUUGGGCUUGCUGUUGACUAUAUGAAUAACAGGCUGUACUGGGUCGAUACCCUUCUUGAUCAGAUUGGCCACAUUGAUGUUGAAGGAAGUGACAGACAGACAUUUACCAACAUCGGCCAGAUCACUCAGCCCUACUCUUUGACAGUUUAUACAGACUACCUGUAUGUGUCUGAUACAAGGACCAGUGCUAUAUUCGAGAUGAGGAAGAGGGACGGUGGUGGGAACAUUAUGGUCAGACAAGGAAUCACCGGCAUCAUGAAUAUCAAGGCCUAUACAGCUGACCUCCACAGCACCUUCAAUAGCCGAUGUAACAUGCUGCCAAAUGGACACUGCAGCCACUUCUGUUUUCCAACUCCCAACUUUGGUCGAGUGUGUGGCUGUCCAUAUGGUAUGAAACUUCAGUCAAAUCAGAGGGACUGCAUCAAGGACGAUUCCGUUCCUCCACCUGACAACAUCUGCGGGGACUACUCUUUCGAGUGUGACGAAGGACGUUGCCGACCUAACUCUGACCGCUGUGAUGGGAUUGUUGACUGCAUAGAUCAGACUGAUGAGGCCAACUGCACAGAUUCAGGAGCGACCUGCUCUCCGUACGCCUUCACCUGCAACAACAAGCAUUGCAUCUAUGCCAGUUGGCGCUGUGAUGGCAUGGACGACUGCGGAGACGGCUCAGAUGAGAUUAACUGUCCCACUCGUGUCCCUACCAGCUGUUCAUCCGGCUACUUCACCUGCAACAACAACAGAUGCAUCUCUGCAAAAUGGGUGUGCGACGGUGAAAAUGACUGUGGGGAUGGCUCUGAUGAGCACAACUGCAAUUCAACCAUCACCACAUGCCCUCCAAACUACUUCUUGUGUCCCGAUCAUCGCUGCAUCAGUAGCUUCUAUGUUUGUGAUGGAGACCAAGACUGCUUGGAUGGCUCUGAUGAGAAAGAUUGUGAGUUUUCCUGUUCCUCCUUUGAGUUUGCCUGUGCCAGUGGGGACCAGUGUGUCUAUUCAAGUUAUCGGUGUGAUGGAGUGUUUGACUGCAGGGAUCAUUCUGAUGAACAAGGCUGCCCCACCCGAGGUCCAGGCCUCUGCCACGAUGAUGAGUUUCAGUGCCAGAGCGACGGUUUCUGCGUACCAGAUGAGUGGGAGUGUGAUGGUCACUCAGAUUGCGAGGAUGGGUCUGAUGAACACAACUCCUGCCCACCUGUCACCUGUAGAUCCAACUACUUCCAAUGCGCCAACAAGAUAUGCAUUCCAAUGAGUUGGUUGUGUGAUGGCGAAAAUGACUGCCGGGACAUGAGUGAUGAACUGAACUGCCCCACCCCUCCGUUUACUUGCCCCUCCGGACAGUGGCUGUGUCCGAUCAGUGAGGUGUGCAUCGACCAGGACAAGGUGUGUGACGGCCAAAGGGACUGUCCCAAUGGAGCAGAUGAGUCACCUAUCUGCAAUGAAGAUGACUGUUCACUCAGCAACGGGGGCUGCAGCGACAGUUGUAUUCAAGGCCCAUUUGGGGCUGAAUGCACCUGUCCACCAGGAUAUCAGCUCCUCAAUGACUCAAAGACCUGCGAUGACAUCAACGAGUGUGUGGUUCCUGGUUUCUGCAGCCAGCAGUGCUACAAUGAAAGAGGAAGCUUCAGGUGCCACUGUUCUGAUGGUUACCUCCUAGAGCCAGAUGGACGGACCUGCAAAGCUACGAACCCAAGUGCAGCUGUGCUUUUGCUUGCCAAACGUAGCCAGAUCAUUGCCAACCGAGUCAACAUAAGACCACCCCUGAUGAGUCCAGUGAUCACCGGUUUAAGUAUUGUGACUGUAGACUUUGACAGUGUCACUUCCAAAAUCUACUGGGCUGAUACCAAAGAGAAAAAGAUAUGGAGUGCCUACCAGAACGGCACUGGCAAACAAGCGGUGUUCUCAUCUGGUCUGAUGGUAACAGAGAGUAUUGCUGUCGACUGGGUUGGUCGGAAUCUGUAUUGGACAGACUCUGUCAUGGAGAACAUUGAGGUUUCCACUCUGGAUGGUCGUUAUCGCAAGGUCCUCAUGAGUAGAAAUAUUACCAACCCCCGUGGAUUGGUUUUGGACCCCCGUAACCAUACCAACCUGAUGUUCUGGUCAGACUGGGGCCAGAACCCCAGGAUUGAGCAGGCCAGCAUGGAUGGAACCAUGAGAAAAGUCAUCGUCAGCACUAAGAUCUACUGGCCCAAUGGCUUGGCCCUGGACUACACCACACAAAGAGUCUACUUUGCAGAUGCCUAUCUCAGAUAUAUUGACUACUGUGACUAUAAUGGAAACAACCGAUAUCAGGUUAUGGCAAGCGAUGUGGUUCUCCAGCACCCAUAUGGUAUGACCAUCUUUGAAGACACCAUAUACUGGUCAGAACAUUAUACCAGCAAGGUGAUGAGUACCAACAAGUUCCAUGGUGGCAACAUCACUACUCACAUGAACAAUGUCUACCAGCCCAUGGGCAUUGUGAUGGCUCAUCCCAUCAAACAACCCACAGCCAUCAACCCAUGCAGCGAACACCUGUGCACUCAGCUGUGCCUGCUGUCAACACUGAGACCCAGGUACUACACCUGCCACUGCCAAUCAGGUUGGAAGCUGGAUGCUGACAAGCGCACCUGUGUUAAAGAUGAGACUCCCUUCUUAAUGGUGGUUAGGGAUACUGUGAUUUUUGGCAUUCCCCUGGAUCCCACAGACCCUUCCAACAAUGCAAUGACCCCAGUGUCUGGCAUCAGCCAGGGGCAGGAUAUUGACUUUGAUGAUCAGGAGCAGUUUGUCUAUUGGGUGCAGAGCACUGAUUCGAUUUGGAGAGUGAAAACCGACGGAACAAACAAAACUCAGUUUGCUCCAGCUGCUUUCAUGGGCUCACCGGCCGGUCUGGCUUUUGACUGGAUAGGCCGAAUAAUGUAUUACACCAAUCCCACUGCCAAAACCAUUGAAGUUAUCCGUGUUGAUGGAAGUGAGCAUUACAGGAAGAUCCUUAUCACCUCUAACGGAAAACCAGAGGGAGUAGGAGAGCCCAUUGGAAUUGUGCUGGAUCCAGCCCGAGGAAAGUUAUUUUGGUCAGACAAGGGGUCGGACAGUGGAGUUCCUCCAAAGGUCGCCAGCGCUGACAUGGAUGGCAGCAACCUUGUGAACCUCUACACAGGCAGCAUGGCUAACAUAGGGUUCAUCACUGCUGACAUCUCCACCAUGAAACUGUACUGGGGCGUGGCUGGCACAGGGGUGGUGAGUACAAGUUACCUGUUUAAUAUUUCGUUCUUAUUUUCCCAGAUUGAGCGUGGCACUAUGGACGGGGCAAGCCGUGUGACAGUGGUCAGCAGUCUGUCCCAUCCAUGGGGGCUGACUAUUUACCAAAAUUACCUCUACUACACUGACCUGGACUAUGAGGUCAUUGAGAGGGUGGAGAAGGACACUGGCGCCAAUAUGGUGGUGAUGAGGAGCGGCAUGUCUGGCCUCCAUGGUCUCAAAGUGCAUGCAAGAGACAACUCAGCAGGAACCACUAAUGCCUGCAGCUCCAACAACGGCGGCUGUCCGCACCUCUGUUUGCCCAAACCCGACAAUAAGAAGACCUGUGCCUGCACUACAGGGUUUCACCCAUCUCCAGAUGGCUCCAGCUGCCAAGAGUAUGAAUCUUUCGCCGUUGUCUCCACUCGCUCAUAUAUCCGUGGCUUCCACGUAAACAGCUCUGACCACUCUGAAGCUAUGGUGCCUGUUGGCGGAUCAUCAUAUGUCAUUCAUGAUAAGGUGGAUGCCCACAUUAAAUCUGGCUAUGUGUACUGGACUGAGAACAGCACCUACUCCACAUACAAGGGUAUUUUCAAAGCCAGAACUGAUGGAGGGCAUUACACCAGAGUUCUCCCUUCAGGAGUUGGCGUAAGAGGCAUUCAGGGUCUGGCUGUUGACUGGAUUGCAAAUAACUUGUAUUUCACCAAUGCUCAUAAAACCGAAACCUACCUGGAGGUGAUGGCCAUCAACACGACCUUCCGAAUGAUUCUCAUUAAGUCCUCUGAGGAUCAGCCCCGGGAUGUGGCUGUCAGCCCUAAACUUCGCUACCUCUUUUGGACUGAUGCUGGUCAGACACCGAAGAUUGAGCGGGCCUUGCUGGAUGGCACAAACCGCACAGUGUUGGCAUCAGAGAGCUUAGCGUCACCUCGUGGCCUAACAGUUGAUUACAGUAAUAACUUCCUCUACUGGACAGAUGAUGUUCUUGAUAUGAUCUCACGCAUGGCCAUAGACGGCACAGAGAGGCAGAUUAUUCGGUAUGGGAGCCGGUAUCCAUCUCCAAUGGGACUAGCUAUAUUAGGAAACUACAUUCUGUGGGUGGAUAAAAGGCUUGGAAAGCUCUUCCAAGCCAGUAAGGACCCAGCCAAUACCGACCAGCCAGAGGUAAUCCGAGACAAUCUCGAUGAGCUGAUGGACGUCACCAUCUUUGACGCACAUGUCCAGCCUACAUCUGCCAAUCUGGUAGGAUUUAACCCAUGCCACGAAGACAACGGACGCUGCCAGCAGCUCUGCUUUGCCAUUCCAGACAAGCAAGGACCUAAAUGCGCUUGUGCCCACGGGACACUUCUUGGUAAUGGAGUAUCAUGUGGUUAUGAACCGGAUGAGUUCUUAGUUUUCUCCACAGGCUACACGCUAAAUAGCCAGAGGUUAGACCCAACGGAUCAUAGUCUACCCUAUCCAACUGUGACCUUGGGCAAUGGCGUAAUGGGCCUGGAUUAUGACUUCCGAGAGAAACGAAUUUUCUUCAUGCAGUAUGUCGGGAUAGGUCGGAGCAGGAUUGGCUACAUCACCACAACAUCUGUCACCAGCCCCCCUGUCACUAUCAUCUCAAAUUUGGACAAUCCAAAGGGUUUGGCAUUUGACUGGAUAAACAAGCGUCUUUACUUCACCGACUACUUUAAACGUAAUGUCCAGUCGAUCGGAGUAGAUGGAGGUAACCGGUCAAUCAUAGCCCCUGCAAACUGGCCCAAAGGCAUCGUUGUUGAUCCAUGCUAUGGUUACUUAUAUUGGACUGACUGGGGAUCUCCAGCUAAGAUUGAGAGGGCAACACUGGGUGGAAGCUUCCGGACUGUCAUCAUCAGCACGGGUCUGACAUCACCCAACGGACUGUCUAUAGACUAUGAGGAGAGGAUGCUCUACUGGGUCGAUGUUUCACAAGACAAGAUUGAGCGGUCGACCCUGACUGGUGAGAAUCGAGAAGUGAUCAUGCAAGGGCUCAGCUAUCCAUUUGGUAUAACUGUCUACAAGCAGGAUAUCUUCUGGACCGACUGGACUGAAAGAGGUGUCUUCAGGGCUAGUAAGAAUGAUGGCUCUGGCUUUACAGUGCUAGCCCAGAAUCUGGAGUACCUACCAAAAGACAUUCACGUUCAUGCUGAAUCAAAGCAGGAGAUUUGCUCCAGCUUCUGUCAGCAGUUCAACGGUGGCUGCAGUCAUGUCUGUGUUUCUGGUCCCGUCGGCCCUGAGUGCCAGUGUCCUCAUGAGGGGAACUGGUAUCUGGCAAACAAUGGCAAAGACUGUAUACAAGACACGGGGAAACGCUGUCAGGCAGAUCAGUUUACCUGUCUCAAUGGUAACUGUAUCUUAGCACGCUGGAAGUGUGAUGGCUACAAUGACUGCCACGAUAACAGUGAUGAGCUCGAGAGAGUUUGUGCCUUUCACACCUGCUCAGCCACAGACUUCACCUGCGACAAUGGGCGCUGCGUCCCACUCAGCUACACCUGUGACUACACAAAUGACUGUGGUGACAACAGUGAUGAACAGGGCUGCCCCUUCCCCACAUGUAACCCUGCUACCGAGUUCACCUGCGCUAACGGACGCUGCAUCAGCGCCAGCUUUGUCUGUGAUGGCUACAACGACUGUCGGGACAACGCUACCUCCGACGAAAUCAACUGCCCUGAUCGUACAUGUCCCAAUGGCCAGAUCAAGUGUGACAACACCAACAUCUGCAUCUACCCUGGAAACCUAUGUGACGGCUUUAACAACUGUGGAGACAACAGUGAUGAGAAUCCUCUCUUCUGUGCGGGGCGUACAUGUGCUCCCGAUCAGUUCCGUUGUGAUGUAGGAAAGUGUAUCCCUCAGACUUGGGUAUGUGACUCCAUCAAAGACUGCACUGAUGGGACAGAUGAACCUCCCUCUUGUGAAGAUAUAAUCAGAACAUGCAGUCCAAACCAUUUCACUUGUACCAAUGGAAACUGCGUCCCUGAGUCACUGGUGUGCGAUGGCAACAAUGACUGCUGGGAUAACAGUGACGAGGCUCCUGAGCUGGAGUGUGGCCAACGAACCUGUAGUUCUGACCAGUUCACCUGUCCGACCUGGUACCCGGGCCAUCCACGCUGUGUGCCUUUAAGCUUUGUGUGUGAUGGGGAGAAAGACUGUGCCAAUGCAGCUGAUGAGCUCCAGAACUGUCCCAACCGGACCUGCCACAUGAAUGAGUUUGCCUGCGCCAACGGGCUUUGCAUCCUCAUCCCCUUCCACUGUGAUCGCGUGAAUGACUGCGGAGAUGGCAGCGAUGAGUUGCGCUGUACGUAUGAUACCUGCAGCAGCAACCAGUUCACCUGCAGUAACGGAGCCUGCAUCUACUCUUUCUACAUCUGCGACGGACAGAACGACUGUUUGGAUGGUUCGGACGAGGCGGACAGCUUGUGCCUCACGCCUCAGCCCACCUGCUCUCCUCAACAGUACAUGUGCAAGUCGGGAGAGUGCAUCGAUUCCAAUAAGGUGUGCAAUGGACAGAAGGACUGUCAGGACGACAGUGAUGAAAAAGGCUGCGGAAUUAAUGAGUGUCUCAACCCAGCAGUCCACAAGUGCGCCCAAAUCUGCACUGACACCCUCACCGGUUAUUACUGUUCCUGCAACCCAGGCUACCAGCUCAUGCCAGAUGGCAAAGCCUGCGAGGACCUCGACGAGUGUGUCAGCACACCCGCCGUCUGCAGCCAGAUCUGCGAGAACAGUUUUGGCUCAUACCACUGCAAAUGCGCCCCAGGGUACAUCCGCGAACCGGAUGGACGCACCUGCCGUCAGAACAGCGGCAUCAACCCAUACCUCUUGUAUACCAAUCGCUACUACAUCCGCAAUUUGACCACUGACGGGUUACAGUUGAGCAUAGUCCUGCAGGGCCUGACAAAUGUGGUGGCAUUAGAAUUUGAUCACUAUGAGAAGAGGCUGUACUGGCUGGAUGUAGGGGCAGGAAAGAUUGAGAGGAUGCGCUUCGAUGGGAGCGACAGGGAGACGCUGGUGAGCAACGAUAUAGGAGGAGCUGAAGGCCUGGCGCUGGACUGGGUUGGCAGGAAGUUGUACUGGGUGGACAGGUAUUACAGCUCAGUUCAUGUGAUGGAGCUGGAUGGGCGCUACCAGAAGAAACUGCUGUCGGGACACUUUACAGAUAGAAAUCACACCUACGUUAUCACCAGACCUCGUGCUGUGGCUGUUAACCCUAAAUAUGGAUGGCUGUACUGGACCGACUGGGGUGACGCAGCAUAUAUCGGCAGAGCUGGCAUGGAUGGAACAAAUAUCAGUGCAAUUAUCACAACCAAGCUGGAGUGGCCUAAUGCUCUAACUAUAGACUACACCAACAACAAGAUCUUCUUUGCUGAUUCCCACCUUAACUUUUUGGACUUUGCAGACAUGGACGGCCAGAAUCGGCACCGGGCCAUCGCUGGCUCGCUUCCCCAUGUAUUUGCUGUUUCUCUAUUUGAGGACUGGGUCUACUGGACAGACUGGAACACGCAUACUGUGGAAAAAGCUCAUAAGUACACUGGCGAGGAGCGUACAGUUAUGGGCAACAACACCCAUCGCCCCUAUGACAUUCACGUCUACCAUCCCUACAGGCAGCCUCGAAGUGAGAACCCUUGCUCGUCCCAUGACCUGACCUGCAGUCAUUUGUGUCUGAUCGCGCCUGGAGGGCAGCGAGCUACCUGCGAGUGUCCCGAUCACUUCAUUGGUGUGGCUGUUGGAUUUAAGAUCCAGUGUGUUGCUGACUGCUCCAGUACCCAGUUCCGCUGUGGGGACAAUGAGAAGUGCGUUCCGAUAUGGUGGAAGUGUGAUGGUCAGUCGGACUGUGGUGAUGGCUCGGAUGAACCUCAGACCUGCCCACCUCGCUACUGUUCAGCUGGCCUGUUCCAGUGUCAAGAUGGCAACUGCACCUACCCUGGCUUCCUCUGCAACGGCCACCAAAACUGCCCUGAUGGCUCAGAUGAGGAUGCUGCUCUCUGCAGCGAUCACCGCUGCGCUGGAAACCAGUUCCAGUGUAAAAACAAAAGGUGCAUUCCUGUGUCCUGGCACUGCGAUGGAAUAGUUGACUGUACAGAUGGCAGCGAUGAAGAUGCGGAGACUUGCUCCCAGAAGACCUGCAAACCGGGAGAGUUCACGUGUGCAAACGGCCGCUGUGUGCCGUCAAUGUAUGUGUGCGAUGCCCAGGACGACUGUGGUGAUGGAUCUGAUGAGCCGUAUGAAGUCUGCAUGGGUCCAGACUACAAGUGCGAUGAGGAUACAGAGUUCUCCUGCAAGACAAACUACCGCUGUAUUCCUCAGUGGGCCCGCUGCGACGGCUCAAACGACUGCAUCGACAACAGCGACGAGGAAGGCUGCGAGGAAGUGACCUGUGACCCUCUGGGAGAUUUCCGUUGUGACAAUCACCGCUGCAUUCCCAUCCGCUGGCAGUGCGAUGGCUCUAAUGACUGUGGCGACAGCUCAGACGAGAGAAACUGCCAGCCAAGGCCGUGCUCUGAAAGUGAGUUUCGAUGUGACAACGAGCAGUGCAUUCCCGGAAGCUGGACGUGUAACCAUGUCAACGACUGUGGGGACAACUCGGACGAGCGAGACUGCGAGUUGCAGACAUGUCGUCCAGGUUCUUUCCAAUGUGACUCGGGUCACUGUAUCCCCGCUAUUCUGCAGUGCGACAACCGACCCGACUGUCUGGAUCUGUCAGAUGAGACCAGCUGUCCUACUCGAUACCCUGGAGGCCGUUACUGCCCUGAGCACCAGUUCCAGUGUGCGAACCACAUCUGUGUGAACCAAGGCUGGGUGUGUGAUGGCAUUGAUGACUGUGGGGACAGAUCUGAUGAGCAACUCAACUUAUGCUUGAACAUCACCUGUGAGAUGCCAUCUCGGUUCCGCUGUGACAACGGCUACUGUGUCUAUGCUGGAGUGCUGUGUAAUAAGAAGGACGACUGUGGAGACGGCAGUGAUGAGAAAGAAGACCUCUGCCGCGAGCCCACACUGGCCCCCUGCACACUGGAGGAGUUUAAAUGCACCAACGGACACUGCGUGCCCCUGCAAUACGUGUGUGACCACAAUGACAACUGUGGAGACCGCACAGACGAAAUGGGCUGCAAUUUUGGCCUUGAUCGCAACUGUGACGAGAAUCUGUGCCAGCAUGAGUGCACAAACCUCGAUGGCACAGGCUUCAUCUGCUCCUGCAGGCCCGGAUACACAGUGGACCCAGACAGCACCUACACCUGCCUGGACAUCAAUGAGUGCGAGGUGUACAGCACCUGUCCUCAGGUCUGUAAGAACACCAAAGGCAGCUACGACUGUGAGUGUGCCCCCGGCUACAGGAAAGUGGGCAAUGGCAAAAUGUGCGAGGCUGUGGGAGCAGCUCCCAUGCUGCUUCUACCGGAGAACAUUCGUAUCCGGAGGUUCAACCUGCAGACAGAGGGCUACCAUGACUUCAUCGAAGAACAGGAGCACAUCAUGGCUCUGGACUACGACUGGGACCACAACAACACAGGAUUCAGUAUGGUGUAUUUCACUGUUGCUGGUAAAGACGCUAUGCCAGGCGCCAUAAAGAGAGCAUACAUACCAUCAGUGGACGAUGGCAGUAAUAACAUCGGUGCUGCUGUUGAUCUCGGCGUCAAAUACAUCACCAGCCCAGACGGCAUCGCUGUGGAUUGGGUCGCCAGAAACCUUUACUGGGCAGACUCCAAGCUGCAGAGGUUAGAAGUGGCCUUCUUGGAUGGACGCUACAGGAAGCACCUUGUCAAGACUGACCUGGGUCACCCAUCUGCUGUGGCUGUGAACCCACGACUGGGAAUGCUGUACUGGGCAGAUCGUGGGACCACAGCCAAAAUUGAGUGUUCCUGGCUUGAUGGUCAGGAGAGAAAAGUUCUUGUGUCUGAUGGUCUUGGGUGGCCCACUGGCUUGUCAGUCGACUUCACCAACAAUGACAGAAUCUACUGGUCAGACUCCAAGGAGAGCCGCAUAGAGUCUAUUCUGCCAUCAGGAGAGCAGCGUAAAACGGCCGUGUACAUAGAUGUAAGGAACCCCUUCAGUGUGAGUGUAUUCGAAGACCAUGUUUACUGGAGCACUCAGGAAAAGGGCGAGGUGUUUCGACAGGACAAGUUUGGCCAGGGUGACAAGAUCAAGCUGCUGACUGCUGGACCCUGGCUCACCCAGGUCUCUGUGUACCAGCAGCAGAGAUACAACACCAUAGCCAUGAAGAAUCCAUGCAAGGGAACCUGCAGCCACCUGUGUUUGCUCCGACCGGGGGGGUACAGCUGUGCCUGCCCCGAGGGCACCAGCUUCAUCCCAGGCAGUAAAACUGAAUGUGAUGCAGUUGGAAUAGCCAUCGGGGUAACGGUGGCGGUUGUGGCUCUGCUGGUUGCUCUGGUCUAUGCUGCCAAGAAGAAGUCGAAUCUGGCCGAGAGUUUGCGGAACAACUUGCCAAGCAUGCCCAAAAUGCCCAGUAUGCCAUCAAUGGCUAAUUUUCCAAACUUCAGGAAUGGUUCAACCCAAAAUGGCAUGAAAAGAGAAGACAAUGAAGGCCUGCAGAAUGGAGAGGCGGUCCCCUGUACGUCCGUAUUCACGGUGGAGACAUCAGGGAAGAAUUUUGAGAACCCAGCGUAUGAAGGUGGAGAACCGCUACCCUCCAACAACUUGCCUAAAGCCACCUCCGCUCCUAUGGCAACAAAUGAGGAGUUUGUUGAGAAUCCCUUAUAUGGGAAAGAGGCUCAAGCUGUGAUUGAACGCAUAGGAAGUGAUUCCAAGCCUGAGGUUUCCAUCGAGGAGGAUUUUGGGAUCCCAGCAUAUGGCUCUGGCGUACCAGCUGUUUCGAGCACGCAGCCAAAUGGAGAUGAGAGUUCUGCAUCUUUCCAAAACCCUGCAUACACGGAGGACCCGUAACACAUUACCGAUUCUGAGACUAGACUGGACCUUGUUUCAGGACUAAAACCCUCACUUUCUUCUGUAAAACAGCGGCACCGUUUCAACAAACUCAACAAAUCAGAGAAAGUCAAAAACUAACCGGCUUUAAAUUCAUGGUAGCUAUUUGUGUAAAAAAAUAAAUAAAUAAAAAAGCACUAUUAUAAACAUGAUUUAAUAUAACUGAUAAGAAACUUGUUCAAUGAUUUUUAAGAAACUCAGUAAAAACUUAUAUUAUAUUAAUAAUUAAAAGUUUGUAUUUCUUUUUGUAAAUUGUGAGAAAGUUAUGUAAUAAAACUGCCAUUAUCAUCA